GAUAAAACAGAAUGAUUUGCGAUUUGCAUGUUGCAUGACAUACUCAGACGACUCAUAGUUGACUGUCCAUUAACACUCAAAAGCCCAAACAUAUUCUUUUUGCUAAUUGAAUUAUUCAAUUUCAUACAAUAAAUAUUUUGUUACAAAAUGUACUAGACUAGAUUUACAUCACAACUUUCCUAUUUAAUCAUGGUUGGUAAAAACUGCGACGGAACUGAGAAGCAAUUUAAAGAUGAGUGCACAUCAUCAACAGUUACAAAAUCAACAGCAACAGAGAACGAAAAUACAAUUAAAGCCCGAAUCGAAGGCGGAUCAUCGAUAAUUCAAAUCAGUAAAAAUGCAGACACGGAAAGGGGAGGAGGGGUCGAGGAGCAGCUCAGUGACAGUGUUGGGGGCGAAGAGUUACACUUUUUCUCCAGAUAUCGAGGAAUGCUCCUGGCCCUUCUGUCCAGCUUCAUGUUUUCUUUGACCUCCAUGCUGGUCAAAUUCCUGGAGAGCUACGACCCAGUCACAAUUGCACUUUGGAGGUUUCAAGGUGCUCUCCUCCCAUCCGUCGUCUUUCUAGUUUUUAAAUUAACCAAGGAGCGUUAUUCCAAUGCUUUGGAAAGCAAUUCUGAAAAUAGAAAAGAGUUUGUGUCGAAACAGAGUCCAAGAGCGAGUCUGUUGGAUUCCUUAUACCCACCGACAGACAAGAAAAGACUAAAAAUGCUGAUGCUGGUCUUGGUACGAAGUAUUUUGACUUGCAAUGCUCUUCUACUUCAUUUUUACUCACUGAAGAAUCUGGACAUGGGGGACGCUCUUGUGAUCUCGUCGAGUACUCCGGUUUUUGUGACACUUUUUGCUCACUAUUUUCUUGGGGAAAAGUGUGGCGUGAUACCAAUUUUAUCAGCCGUUAUGACUGUUUUUGGAGUGAUUGUCAUUGCAAAACCCCCACAUAUAUUUGACAAUGAAGAGUUUGACAGGAAAACAAUGAUCGGAACAUUUCUGGCCCUCGGUUCCAUGUUGGUGGCGACGUGUUCAUACCUGGUUCUUCGUUACAUCAGAAAAGUGCACCACGUUCUCACGACGCUGUUUUUUGGGGGCUGGGGCACUGCUGAGACGGUCGUCCUUGUUCUUGUCCUUGGGGUUUGGAGUUGGCCUAAUUGCUACAAGGACUGGCUGGCGGCAAUUGCGCUGGCCUCACUGACCUUCACGGGUCAAAUGGCCAUAAUUCUAGCCAUGAAAUGUGAAAAGGCUGGACCUGUUUCACUUGUUCGAACUUGUGAUGUAAUAUUUGCAUUUUUCUGGCAGAUCUGUGUAUUUGACUGCUGGCCAGAAAUUUAUAGUUGGAUCGGAUGUUCAAUCGUGAUGUUCAGUUUAGUCGUGACGGCUUGCAGGAAAUGGAUCGAGUCCUUGGAACCAAACGACAUUAACAGACAACGCUUUUUCUUUCUUUUGCUAUGAAAAUACCAAAAUUCUUUCCUACCGAAUAAAUUUUGUGAUGAAGCUUUUUUGUUGGCCAACAUUUUACAAGUCGUCAUCUCAAUUUUGUAGCUCGCGACAGUUUUCUCUCCUAUUAUGUGCAUACACAUUUGAAUGGGUUAAUAAAGCCACGCCUAAAUAGAAA
Messenger RNA from Folsomia candida, 1606 nucleotides. Its product is annotated as solute carrier family 35 member G1. The coding region runs from base 190 to 1443 and encodes 417 amino acids. The record is from RefSeq and is a predicted model, not a curated record. Gene Ontology annotation, cellular component: membrane. The transcript is spliced from 4 exons. NCBI's taxonomy places the organism in Eukaryota, Metazoa, Arthropoda, Collembola, Entomobryomorpha, Isotomidae.